AUGGGCAACCGUGUUGGGGUUGACCUGGGUGGCUACAUGGCCACCGUAGCAGUCGUCAUCGACCCGCAGACCCCUGCAGGCGAAGACAGCCGCAGCGGCCCUUCACGCUCGUCCACCUUCUCACAGCCAGAUGACGAAUCGCCCACUCACGCCACGCAGGAUGGCGUCCCCCUUCCCCUUGUGGACAGCUUCGUGUCGCCCGAGUACGGCGAGUUCCGCUUCUUUGAUUUCCUGAUCAACGAGGCGGAGUCGUUCAGGGCGACCGAGAGGGGUCGGUACUUCUGCGAGGAAAUUGUCAAGGCGAGGGGGGUGGCUGCGUGCACGGGAGCUGGGGCUGUCAAGUGGAAGAGGGAGAUCGAGGCCAUGUGGGACGUCAAAGUGGAUGUUCACAGGGAGAUUCCGUGCAUACUCGCAGGUGGGCUAUGGGAAUCGUGUGUGUAGGGAGGAAACCAUCCAUCGCCGACCGCUGCUUUUGUUCUCCUGUUACAGGAAUUGACCUGGUUCUGGGUUGCGUCCCUGACGCGUGCUUCCGUUUCGUCCACAGACCGACGGGAGGCAGCCCCCUCGAACAGUCCAUCCCCUCCUCGCCAGAGGGCGGCGCGUCCCCAGGGAGCAGUCCCCCACGCCGCCAGCACGUGCUUCAAGUCAUCACACCGAAAGAUGCCGAACCAGGCGCUCAGCCAUCGUCACCCCCCCGCCAGUCUUCGCAUCUCUUGCACCCGACCGCCGAGCGGCCGGAGCAGCGGCCGUCAGCACUGGGUGUUCGACGAGCCAGCCUGCACACGCCCAUCGUGCCGCCCUCUCGAUCGGAGAGGGUCACCCCAUUGUCUUCGCCCCUCCCGCCCAUCCCCAUCAGUGAGGCGCGGCUGCUCAACCAGGCCAGGAGGGGCCGGGGGCUGCUGCACAAGGGGCACGAGAAGAGGAGAAGACGGUCGUCGGCACCGGCGAACGCCUACCUCAGCGAGCCGGACCGACGGUCGUCAGGCGACGAUGAAUCGCUGCCUUCCCCGAUGCUGCCUCCGCUGGCGGAAGGCGCGCAGCCUACCUCUUCCCCGAGGCCUGCUCCCUCUCCCUCUGCGUGUGUGCGGCAUUCCUCCCCGCCCACAGGGGCCAGGUCGACGAAGCGGCGGCCGUCGACUACAGCGUCAAUCUACUUCCAGGAGUUCCUGCAGCCGGAACAGCUGCGCAAUGGCAUCGGCAACGGCGGCAGCAACAGGGGUUUUUAUCCGUUCCUGUUGGUCAACUUCAAGGCGGGUGUGUCGUUCCACUUCGUCAAGGCGCCCAACGAGAGCUAUCGUAUCGGUGGGUCCACACUGGGAGGCGGCACGCUCAUGGGGCUCAACAGGAUGCUCAACGAGGAGGUGAAGCGGCCCGAGGAAGCUGUGCUCAAGGCAAGCGAAGGUGAGAUGGAAUGGCCAGACUGUGAGGGACGCACCACCGAAUGUCGAUCGAUGUCAGGUGACAACUCCAAUGUCGACAUGCUGGUGGGUGACAUAUACGGCGGUGACUACGACGCCAUCUCCCUCCCAAAGGACCUCAUCGCCUCGUCGUUCGGCAAGUGUCAGCGGCUCUCACAUCCCCACAUAGUGCCCGGCACACAGUCGACCGAUCGCUUCAUGGAGGCGGAGGGCCUGUCGGGCAGUGAGGCAGAGGACGAGGAACAACCUGUCGGUGAGAACGACAUCUCUCGCGCCCUUCUGACCAUGGUACGGUGCGCUAGCUCAUCAAAGGAGCACUCACUCUCUACGACUCUACGUGGGUAUGUGGGUGUAGGUGGCUUUCAAUGUGACGCAGCUGGCGUACUUCAACUCGGUGAUCUACCAGUGCGACCGUCUGGUGUUUGUGGGUUACUACUUCAAGGAUUUCGAGUUCUUGGCGGCGCUGCAGCACUCCCUCUCCUACUGGAGCGACAACACCAAGGAGGCCAUCUUCUUCAAACAAGCGCACUGGCUGGGGGCCAUCGGCGCCAUGGUCAAGGGCUGCAGGGGCCAGCGCACCAAGGAAUGGAGCAAAGAGGAGCUGGAGACGGUCGCUGCAGCCAUGGCGAAUACUAUUGAGGGCUUUCCAACCAUCCCUCGGCAACAUGACGAGGACAGCAGAGAGGGUGAGGGCUUGUAGGGGGCAGGGCGUGUGUUUGUGAAUCAGCGAGGCGUGCUGUUUUCUAAGCGAUCAGAGGGAUGAGAUGAGAUGAGCACGUUUAUAUGAUGGAGUGGCGUGAUGCUCGCCUGACCCCGAUUGUGAUUCCUCUCAACGUGUAUGUAUUGUGUCCAUUAGAAAGUGGCGAGCCGAAAUCUUCUGCUGCUCCGACCUACCAGGACAUGAUCCAGGUGCACAACACACAACAUUGGGAGCCAAAUCGCACACACAUCCAUCUGUGUCAUUGUGUCUGUACAUGCAGACGGGCACUUUGCGUGUCCCUGGCGGUGUGCUCCAUUUCCAUCAGUCAGCUGAGUGGGGCGGGGGGAGCGGCGGCCGCCUGUGGGAGGCCGGGAUCGCCCUCGCACUCUUCUUCGCACACGGAGGUACGGUGACACACAAACGUGACACAUCGAGUGGAUGCGCCACGCAAGCUGCGCAUCGUUGCGGUCAGGUGUGCCCCUGGAUCACUGGAAGGGCCGCAAUGUGCUGGAGCUGGGAUGUGGAAGCGGCACAGUGGGUCUCACUGUGGCGAUGCUGGGCGCAAACGGUACUCUCACCGCCUCGGAAGGCAUGGCUUUGUGCCCGUGGCAUGCCAUCCGUUGCUUCGUGUGUGCUGCUGUGUGUGCAGUGACGUGUACGGAUGUGCCAGAGGUUCGUCCAGUGUUUGAAGCCAGCUGUGAAGCCAAUGCACAGGUGCCUCGACACCGAAAGCAGAGCCAUGCUCGCAUGCAUCGCUCGUCACUCGCUCUCCUUUGAUGUGUGUGUGGUUCGUUCAGGUUCUUGCGUGCAGCGGGGCAGGAUCGAUCGUAUUCCAGCCGCUCGACUGGUACGCAACAUGCACAUGGACACACACGCACGCAUGUGCCUGCAUGUGUGUUCAUGUCCUCAUGUAAACAGGCACGAUGCGGCCGCUCUCCCAGACAGUCACCGCAGCAUCAACACGAUCGUGGCAUCCGACGUGGUCUUUAAUCUCAAGCAGGCGGAGGCCUUCACGGCGUGCAUCGGGCGGCUCAUGUCGGCCGCUGCCGGCGACGGCGAGUCCAUCGAUGUGUGGAUCGCCCACAAGCACCGACAUGAUGACGUACGGCAACCACACGAUUGCAAUGCGACCAUCCAUCCACUGACUGUUCAUGUGUGGCGGGCUUGUCCGUGUGUGUGUCCGUGUGUCAGGUUGACGCUGCGUUUGUGAGUGCUUUGGAGGGCAUAGGGCUUGAGGGCGAGGAGAUGGAGGUGUCGGGUGUGCUGCCGCCUACCUUGAUACACCCGAGACUAUCCAUUUGGAGACUCGCCAAGCAGAGAUCAGCCAGUGCAGAGAAGAGGGGAGAGAGGAAAUAGGCUACUGGCUGUCGCAGGGAUUGCAUUGAUGAGUGCGAUACCACACACGACACGCAUGCAUCGAG
Molecule: messenger RNA, 3539 nt
Organism: Vitrella brassicaformis
Lineage: Eukaryota; Vitrellaceae
Source: the annotation of a GenBank genome assembly